Messenger RNA from Cuscuta campestris, 1057 nucleotides. Lineage: Eukaryota; Viridiplantae; Streptophyta; Magnoliopsida; Solanales; Convolvulaceae. The record is from the annotation of a GenBank genome assembly.
GCAGGGUUUCUCUCAUGGCUGCCCCCGCCGCCGCCGCCGCCGUUCGAAGAAGUUGAAGACGAAGAGAUGAUGAUGAGAUCAUGUGGUGGCGGAGGAGGUUCAAAAACCGCCUCGAAAAGCCACAGCCAGGCGGAGAAACGCCGCAGAGACAGAAUCAACGCUCAGCUCGCCACUCUCAGAAAACUCAUCCCCAUGUCUCAUAAGAUGGACAAGGCAGCUCUGUUAUCCAGUGCAGUUGACCACGUCAAAGAACUCAAGAUAAAAGUCGCGGAAACCCGCGAACUCCUCGCCGACAUUCCGGCGGACACCGACGAGGUGGUGGUCGUACACGGCAGCGACGACCAACAACAAACGGGCUCACCACCACCACCAAUCGCCGGGCGGAACAUCCUGAGAGCUUCUGUGUGUUGCGAGGACCGGCCGGAGCUGUUCGCGGAGAUAAACAGCGCGCUCAGGGAGCUCCGGCUGACGACGUUGCACGCGGAAGUGUCGUGUUUGGGGGGCAGAGUUAAGGGCGUGUUUCUGCUGCUGUGUCCGGAGGGGGAAGAGGGGAUUUGCGUGAACACAGCCAAACAGUCCCUUAAGGUUGCCUUGUCCAAGGUUGUUAUGCCUUGUUCUACCAACAGUUAUCGCAUCAAAAGCAAAAGGCAAAGAUUUUUCUUGCCUCCUACUCAUUAUUAUUAUCAAUGAUAUAAUGAAGUCGUCACAUUCUAUCAUAAUUUAAAUAUAAUACAAAUAAAUAAAUUUAAUAAAAUUUUGAGAUAUCAAAACAAUAUUUAAGAUCAAUCCAAUUACAUUAAAUUUAUGUUAUAAUUUAAUAUAUUUUUCUCAUAAUUUUAGGUCAAAAAGUGUCAUUGUUUGACAAAAAGUUCAAAAUAGGAAGAGUUUUCGUGGAGGAAGAAAGUAUGUCAUUUUGGCUAGAAAAUUGUUGCUCCAUUAUUUUUGUUUCAUACGAGCUGGUAUUUUCCCCUUUUUUUUGUUACCACAAGAAAAAAAAUUAUGUACUCGGCCAAAAUAAGCAAGAUACGUGCAAUUCUAAUAAACAAUUAUGUGCAGG